Leptopilina heterotoma is the source of this 1765-nucleotide messenger RNA. RefSeq names its product prolactin-releasing peptide receptor-like. The coding region runs from base 1 to 1113 and encodes 370 amino acids. Gene Ontology annotation, biological process: G protein-coupled receptor signaling pathway. Lineage: Eukaryota; Metazoa; Arthropoda; Insecta; Hymenoptera; Figitidae. Gene Ontology annotation, molecular function: neuropeptide binding; neuropeptide Y receptor activity. The record is from RefSeq and is a predicted model, not a curated record. Gene Ontology annotation, cellular component: neuron projection; plasma membrane. The transcript is spliced from 3 exons.
AUGACUUAUUCAGAAGCCGAAAACUACUUCAAUUCCAGCUACAAUGAAACCGAAGAGAUCACAUCAAAAAUUCAAGUGCAAAUAACCUUCUACAUUUUCUACGGAUCGAUAUUCUUCCUCGGUAUUUGUGGCAAUGCCCUAGUGUGUUUCGUGGUCAUAAGAAAUAAACAAAUGCACACGGUGACAAAUUUUCUCAUAACAAAUUUGGCACUCAGCGAUAUACUACUGUGCGUACUGGCGGUACCAUUCACACCACUCUACACAUUCCUGGGAGAAUGGGUAUUUGGGGCGACACUAUGCCGUCUGGUACCCUAUGCACAAGGAGUCAGCGUCUAUAUAAGUACCUUUACCCUCACCAGCAUUGCAAUUGAUCGAUUUCUCGUCAUUCUUUAUCCAUUUCGUCCGAGAAUGAAAAUUGAAGUCUGCCAAAUGAUUAUUGUUGGUAUAUGGUUUAUUGCACUGGGUUUAACAUUGCCAUAUGGUUUAUAUAGAAAAAUGGAUAGAAGUGAAAAUUUGUGUGAGGAAAUUUGGCCGAAUGAACAUUUUAGACGAGUAUUUAGCUCAAUUACAACUGUUUUACAAUUUGUUGUGCCAUUUUGCGUAAUAACUGUGUGCUAUAUAUUCGUGUCGCUUAAACUUAAUUCGAGAAUUAGAAUGAGACCAGGGUGUAGUGCGCGAAGGGAGGAGGCUGAUAGAGAGAGAAAGAGGAGGACUAAUAGAAUGCUUAUUGCAAUGGUCGCCAUAUUUGGAAUAUCUUGGCUUCCUUUAAAUCUUAUUAAUGUUAUAGAGGACUUUUAUUCGAAUGCCAAUGACUGGCCACCUUUCAAGUUUUGCUUUUUUGUUGCGCACAGUGUAGCCAUGAGUUCAACAUGUUACAAUCCCUUUCUUUACGCUUGGCUUAAUGAAAACUUCCGGAAAGAAUUCAAACAGGUUCUGCCCUGCUUUUCAAGAACAUUAGGCAAGAACAUUACAACAGAAGGUUGUAGAAAUGGAAAUGACACCGUCCAAGAAAGCUUGCUUCCCCUACCAACAUCGAAGCAGAAUAACACAAGCUGUGAGAUGAUUUCCUUGGAGCCAGUAAACAGUGAAGCUUCCAAGGAUCAACAAAAUUAACCGUCCAGGGAAUCAAAACACACCUCGAAAGAAUCUUAACUUUAACACGAAAGUUGAUCAAUACUAGAUUAUUACCAUCCGAGGUGAGAUCAACAUUAAAGUAAAUCGACAUAGAAGAACCCACUGACGACAUAUUAUAGAAACGAAAUUUUUUAAGAAUGAGACAUGUCAAGAAAAGUGUUUAUCAAAAAACAAAUAGAAAACUAGAAAUUUAUUAUAAUAUAAUAGGCCUAAUUUAGACACUACCUACAAUGAAGUUGUAAAGUUAUUAAAAUAAAAAUAUAAAAGUUAGCUGUUCAAUAAUAAUAAUUAUUAUACUGUAAAUUAAAUUUUAAGAAAAGUAUUAAGUAAAAGUAUUACUAAUCAUUUAUAAUUUUGUAAAAUAAUAUCACACUUACAUCACACAGUGUAAAAUAUUUAUUACGAAAAAAUUUCUAGAUAUACAUGUCGAAAUUGCGAACUUUCUGCACUACUCCAUAUUGUUCGAUUGUAAAAUUGUGGAACAGAUUUUUCAAAAAUUCAAAUUCCAAUCAAAAAUUUUUCAAAGAAAUAUCAAAUUAUUUUUUUAUUUAUACAUUUUUUAAAAAGAAUAUCUCUUCCAAAAUUAUAUAAAGUAUGUUUUUUAAAUUUAUUUUCAAAUCAUUUAUCAUAU